UCCUCUCUUCACACUCUCUCACCAUAAGUAAAAAGAAAAAAAAACACACGAACCCAAAAAAAAGAGAGUGAAAAUCCUAAGUAAGAAGAAGAUCGUUCGUCCAUUACCCAGCAGAAUCUUAGCUGGAUCCACCACUCUCCAAAAAAACUCUCUAAUCUUUUCUUGAGAAAAUCCUGAAGAAGAAAAUAAACAUAAAGACAGUGAAAGAGAAAGAGAGAGAGUCCCUACAGUAGUAUCAGAUCUAGUUCACUGAAAAAAGAAGAAGAACACAAUGCUCUUCUUAUUGUUCUUCUACUCUCUCUUCUCAUCUUCGCUCGCCGACCGCCGAGUCCUCCACGAGCCCUUCUUCCCAGUAGAUUCUCCACCACAGUCACCUCCUCAAUCUCCUCCGCCGCCGCUACCUAAGCUUCCUUUCUCUUCCACCACUCCUCCAGACGCCACCUCACCUCCUUUCUUCCCUACAUACCCUUCACCUCCUCCGCCUCCUUCUCCAGCAUCCUUCGCAACCUUCCCCGCCAACAUCUCCUCUCUCAUCGUCCCUCACGCCACCAAAUCGCCGCCUAACUCCAAAAAGCUCCUCAUCGUCGCAAUCUCCGCCGUUACCUCCGCCGCUUUAGUCGCCGCCCUAAUCGCCUUGCUCUAUUGGCGACGCAGAACAAGAAGUAGCAGCCAGGAGAGCAACGCGCCCGAUGAUAGCAAGACGUGGACGACCGACAGCAGCCGCAGAGUCUAUCCGCCUCCUCCUUCAUCAGCAGCUCCUUCAGCACGUCGCAAUGCUGAAGGUAGAGUUAGUAAGCAGAGGACAACGACGACGAGGAGCUCAGCCAACACUAGCUCGGAGUUUCUCUACUUGGGAACGAUGGUGAAUCCGAGAGGAGUCGAGGAUCAUCAAUCCGAGAGUAGGAGUAACCGUAGCAAUAACGGCUCGAGCUCGAGGAAGCUCGAAUCUCCAGAUCUGCAGCCUCUUCCUCCUCUCAUGAAACGAAGCUUCCGCCUGAAUCCAGAGGUUGGAUCGAUAGGAGAGGAAGAGGAGGAAGAGUUUUACUCUCCCCGAGGCUCAGCGAGCGGGCGGGUCGGAUCCGAGUCCAGGAGAGUUUUCGCGGCGGUUACGAAUCAAAACGCUAGUAGAUCUGUGAACAACGACACUAUCUCCUGCUCAUCAUCGAGCUCAGGCUCACCGGGGAGAUCCACCUUCAUCAGCAUUUCUCCCUCGAUGAGCCCGAAGAGAUCCGAACCUAAAGAAACCGUGAUCUCCGCACCGGAGCCGCCACCGAAGACUUCUCCCGGAAGCUCCGAAUCAUCCCCGGCGAAGAUAACCGAUUUUCGAUUGGUUAGGUCUCCGUCGCUGUCACUAGCUUCUUUAUCGCCGAGACUCUGCCCGGCAAAAAUCGCCGACGGAGGAGGCGGAUUAGGUCAAAUCUCGAGAUCUCCGACGGUUACAUCUCUCACGACUACUUCACCAGAAAGAGAGAACAACAAAAAAGAAGAAAACACUCUCCAGAAUCUCAACGACGAAGACGACUCUCCUCGAAGCUCUUCACGAUCAUCAUCCGCUUCAACGUCGCCAGAGAGACGACCUAACGAUACUCCAGAAGCUUACUUGCGAUCACCGACGCACUCUUCCGCUUCCACAUCACCGUAUCGAUGCUUCCAGAAGUCUCCGGAGGUGUUACCGGCGUUCAUGAGCAAUCUCCGGCAAGGAUUGCAGUCUCAGCUACUCUCUUCUCCGGGACAAGGCUUCCUCAGCGAGUUAGACGCGUUACGUGAUGAGAAAGCUUCUCACAAGUCGCCGGAGAAAGCUUCUCACAGUCCACAGUCUGCCUCGUCAUCAUCUCUGUCAUCAUCUCCAGAUAGAGACUUCAGCCACAGCUUAGAUGUAUCUCCACGAAUCUCCAACAUUUCAUCUCAGAUUCUACAGCCUCCUGUUGCGUCUGCAGCAACUGUAGGAGGUUCGCGAGUGCCACCACCGCCUCCGCCGCCUCCUCCAUCGUUUCCAACAUGGGCACGCCGGAAUAAUACUAAGGCCCGACCACCUCCUCUCACUCCGCCUUCGAAUCCUUUUGUGAUCCCAUCCGAAAACCUUCCCAAGAAGACUUCAGCAGAAGAGACUCAAAAAGAUACGUUUAGUGAUGCCAAUGAUGAGCCUGCAGAGGAAACUCCUAAACCGAAGCUAAAGGCGUUACAUUGGGAUAAAGUCAGAGCAAGUUCCGACCGUGAGAUGGUCUGGGAUCAGCUUCGAUCAAGCUCUUUCAAAUUAGAUGAAGAGAUGAUUGAAACAUUGUUUGUGGCAAAGUCGUUAGACUCCAAACCAAAUCAGAGCCAGACAACUCCAAGAUGUGUUCUCCCUAGCCCGAACCAAGAGAACAGAGUCUUGGACCCUAAGAAGGCUCAGAAUAUUGCAAUCUUGCUUCGUGCACUUAAUGUCACUAUUGAAGAAGUUUGCGAAGCUCUGCUUGAAGGCAAUGCUGAAACACUUGGGACUGAACUUCUUGAGAGCUUACUCAAGAUGGCGCCAACGAAAGAUGAAGAGCGCAGGUUAAAAGAGUACAAGGAUGAUUCGCCUGUAAAGCUUGGACAUGCUGAGAAGUUCCUCAAGGCAAUGCUAGACAUCCCUUUUGCCUUUAAAAGAGUUGACGCAAUGCUCUAUGUUGCUAACUUUGAUUCCGAGGUUGAAUACCUGAAGAACUCUUUCCAGACUCUUGAGGCUGCUUGUGAGGAGCUGAGGAACAGCAGGAUGUUCUUAAAGCUUUUAGAAGCGGUUCUAAAGACAGGAAACCGCAUGAACGUUGGGACGAACCGAGGCGAUGCACAUGCGUUCAAGCUCGACACGCUCCUCAAGCUGGUCGAUGUCAAAGGCGCUGAUGGGAAAACAACUCUCUUGCAUUUCGUUGUUCAAGAGAUCAUCCGAGCAGAAGGCACACGUCUCUCAGGUGACAAUACACAAACGGAUGACAUCAAAUGCAGGAAACUCGGCCUCCAAGUAGUAUCAAGUCUAAGUUCGGAGCUUAGCAACGUCAAGAAAGCUGCUGCAAUGGACUCAGAAGUACUAAGCAGCUACGUCUCCAAGCUUUCCCAAGGCAUUACCAAGAUCAACGAAGCAAUCCAAAUCCAAUCAACAAUCACAGAAGAAAGCAGCAGCAAUAGCGAGAGAUUCUUGGAAUCUAUGAACACGUUUCUGAAAAGAGCUGAAGAAGAUAUCAUCAGAGUACAAGCUCAAGAGAGCGUAGCGUUGUCUCUUGUGAAAGAGAUCACAGAGUAUUUCCAUGGGAACUCGGCUAAAGAAGAAGCGCAUCCGUUUAGGAUAUUUUUGGUGGUUCGAGACUUCCUCGGGGUAGUGGACAGAGUCUGCAAAGAAGUAGGGAUGAUAAACGAAAGAACAAUGGUUAGUUCUGCUCACAAGUUUCCAGUUCCAGUGAACCCAAUGCUGCCACAGCCUCUGCCUGGACUGUUCGGACGAAAGCAGUCUUCGUCUUCUUCUUCCUCUUCAUCUUCAGACGAUGAACAUAACUCAUCUCAUUAGUUUAUUUAAGGUGGGAUCAGCUUUGUUUGUGUAAGUUGUAAAAUGUAAUCCAGUUUGUUUUUGCCAUAAAAAAAUAUAACAUAUAUAGAGAGCGGAGGGAAACAGAGACACAAGUAUUUAUUUUUUCUACAUUUCUUGUAAAAUAAUAUAGGUUUUAUGUUUAAAA
This is a messenger RNA of Raphanus sativus (radish), 3686 nucleotides long. RefSeq names its product formin-like protein 1. The record is from RefSeq and is a predicted model, not a curated record. The transcript has 4 exons. Gene Ontology annotation, molecular function: actin filament binding. Gene Ontology annotation, biological process: actin cytoskeleton organization; actin nucleation. Lineage: Eukaryota; Viridiplantae; Streptophyta; Magnoliopsida; Brassicales; Brassicaceae. The coding region runs from base 272 to 3520 and encodes 1082 amino acids.